AUAUCCCCAAUCCUGGUAGCCAGUGAGAAACUGGGUAUUAAAGUUAUCGGAACCCGUCACGAGGUCAACACUGUCUUUGCAGCUGAUGCCGUCGCUCGUCUCUCUGGUGUGAUAGGUGUGGCAUGUGUUACAGCAGGACCGGGUCUAACAAACACUGUCACUGCUGUUAAGAACGCUCAAAUGGCCGAAUCACCAUUACUCCUCAUAGGCGGAGCAGCUGCGGGUAUAUUGAAGGGACGCGGGGCUCUGCAGGAUAUUGAUCAGAUGGUCCUGUUCAAACCGUUGUGCAAGUUCUGUGCAACGGUGACUCAAGUUAGGGACAUUGUACCGACUCUUAGGAAAGCAAUAGCUGCAGCACAGUCGGGCACACCAGGACCUGUGUUUGUGGAGUUCCCUAUUGAUACUCUCUACUCUUACUCAAUGGUGCAUAAAGAGAUACUCCCUCAGAAGAAACCCAGGACCUUGCCUCAGAUCCUUACCUAUUGGUAUAUGAAGGCGUAUGUCGCUCGUGUGUUUGGUAAUGCAUGGGCUCCUAAGGAGAUGUCACCACUGCCUAUAGUGAGGCCGUUCUGUGCUGAUAGUGAUGCUAUGAAAGCUGCCGAAUUGAUAAAGAAAUCCAAAAAACCUUUAUUCCUUAUUGGGAGCCAAACCGUCCUGCCCCCUGUUAAAGCUGAAGACACUCGUGAGCAUUUGGAGGCCAUUGGUAUACCGUGUUACCUUGGGGGAAUGUCUCGUGGGCUACUGGGACGUAAUGGACACCUCCAUAUAAGGCAAAGGAGACGUGAUGCACUAAAGGACUCUGACCUAGUCGUACUGGUUGGAUCAGUCUGUGAUUUCAGGUUGAAUUAUGGACGUGUUUUCAAUAGCAAGUCUGUCAUUAUUGCCGUCAAUCGUAACAAGACUCAAUUGUAUCUCAAUGCUGGUAUGACCUGGAACCCAAACCUAGCUCUACAAGGUGACCCAGGUCACUUCAUAAAACAGUUAGCAUCGUAUCUCAAGAACUAUCGGUGCGACCGAGGCUGGGUUGACCUCCUCAAGUCAAGGGAUCAAGAAAAAGAAGCGGACACUAAAUCAAAGGCCGAGGAAAUACCAGACGAGCAUCUCAAUCCUCUUAAAGUUCUACACAUUGCGGAAGAGGUUAUGAGCCCUGAUACUAUACUGAUAGCUGAUGGAGGAGACUUUGUUGGUUCUGCCGCUUACAUACUUCGUCCCCGUGGUCCCCUUACUUGGCUGGACCCUGGCCCAUUUGGUACUCUUGGAGUUGGAGGAGGGUUUGCAUUAGGAGCUAAGCUAUGCUGCCCAGAUGCUGACAUAUGGAUCAUAUAUGGUGAUGGAUCCUGUGGGUACAGUAUACCAGAAUUUGACACAUUCUCCCGUUUCAAACUCCCAGUUAUUGCUCUGGUGGGUAACGAUGCCUGCUGGACUCAAAUAGCUCGAGAGCAGGUCCCCAUACUGGGCAGUGAUACUGGCUGCAUGCUGGAGUAUUGCAACUAUCACACUGUGGCUGAGGGUUUUGGUGGUCUGGGGUAUGAACUGGAGCGUGGAAUGGAUGAUGAGGCCAUCAGGAAGACACUCAGUGAGGCUCAGGAUGUUUCUCGUAAGAGCAAUAAGCCGGUCCUCAUUAAUUGCUUCAUUGGAAAGACUGACUUUCGUAAAGGAUCCAUAUCUGUGUAAAGGAUGGGACAAUUGUGAUUA
Amphimedon queenslandica is the source of this 1695-nucleotide messenger RNA. RefSeq names its product acetolactate synthase-like protein. The annotation marks the transcript as partial. The transcript has a single exon. Gene Ontology annotation, cellular component: acetolactate synthase complex. NCBI's taxonomy places the organism in Eukaryota, Metazoa, Porifera, Demospongiae, Haplosclerida, Niphatidae. The record is from RefSeq and is a predicted model, not a curated record. Gene Ontology annotation, molecular function: flavin adenine dinucleotide binding; magnesium ion binding; acetolactate synthase activity. Gene Ontology annotation, biological process: L-valine biosynthetic process.